UGUACAGUUGUUGCGGAAACCUAUUUUAGAUCUAAUUUUAAAGAAUGUCGACUGUGACGUGCUUGGUAACAAUACCACACGUCGACGUCAGGCGCAAAUGCCGGUUAGAAGAUGGCGCGCUAUCAGCACUGAGGGCUGCGAUUGCUGGGUCGAGCAUUUUGGCGCCCUACGUGGAGGACAGUGACAGGUUUCCGAUCUUUGACGCAGAUUUUAACCAGUAUGUGGAACUCGAUGAAUGCGACGAAAUCCCAGAUAUGUCUACUGACCAACUUGGAAGCAUGCUAUGUUCUACAUCUGCACCAGCUACUGUCGUUCCUGCCUUGGAACCUGAAGCAAGUACCAGUGGGGCUUGGUCAAUUGAAAUCGUCACGAAAAGGGUGCCCUUGUGCUCGAAGGAGAAGAUAGUACCAGUACCGAGCAUCACGAGAGCUGGGUCAUUAAGGAAAGCAAGAGCGACUUCCCGAACGAGGAGCUAA
Molecule: messenger RNA, 476 nt
Organism: Ornithodoros turicata
Lineage: Eukaryota; Metazoa; Arthropoda; Arachnida; Ixodida; Argasidae
Exons: 4
Coding region: 45-476 (143 amino acids)
Source: RefSeq, a predicted model, not a curated record